AUGGAUUAUCUCUAUCUGGAUGAUGCCGACGCCGACGUCGAGGCUAUGCUCCGGGAGAUCGCGGCCGCCGUCGCCGCCAAUGGUCCCGGCGGAGCGGCUGCUGGCGACGAGACGGACGGGAGCUACUGCGCCGGCGAGAGAUGCGCCUGCGCGGCGUGGACGUACGACGCCGACCUGUACGCCAGCCUCCGGGCCAUGGAGAUGGCCGCCGGCGAGCGGUCGUCGCCGGACUACAUGACCGCGGUGCAGCGCGGCCGGGUCGACCCGUGGACGCGCGCGUCGCUCGUGGCGUGGAUGGAGGGGAUCACCCGGGGGCACGCCGGCCUCGCCGCCGGCACGCUCCACCGCGCCGUCGCCUACGUCGACCGCUACCAGUCGGUGAGGCCCCUGGAGGCGGUGAGCCACCGCCUGCUCGCGCUGCUCGGCGCCACGGCCGUCUUCGUCGCGGCCAAGUACGAGGGCGACCUCCCCGAGGAGAGGCUGAGCGCCGGCGACGCCGCCGCCGGCGCCGGCGCCGGCGGGCUCGCCAUCGCCAGGAGCGAGGUGCUCGACAGGGAGCUCGACCUGCUCGACGCGCUCGGGUACAGGCUGGGCCGCCCCACCGCGCACACCUUCGCCGACCACUUCCUCGCCAGGUACGGCUACUCCGGCGGCGACGCCGUGCACGCCGUGGCGCACCACCUCGCCGACCUCACGCUGCUCGACCGCCGGAGCCUGAGGAUCCCGCCGUCCGUCGUGGCGGCGUCGGCGGUGUACCUCGCGCGGUACGCGGCCACCACCCUGGCAGAUGCCGGGCUGCCGCCGCCGCUGCCGUGGGAGGACGACGGGCUGGAGGCGGUGACGGGAUACAGCGUCGUGUACCUGGCACGCUGCAUGGAGGAGAUGUACGACGUGCAUGAGAUGGCGUCAUUGUGGCCGGGUUACGACGAGAUGAAGAGCAGAUUCGCCAUUGACUACCUGUUGCUUCCUUGCAGACUUGUGGUGCCCUUAGUCUUAAUGUGA
Messenger RNA from Oryza sativa Japonica Group (Japanese rice), 1002 nucleotides. Its product is annotated as putative cyclin-F2-1. Gene Ontology annotation, molecular function: cyclin-dependent protein serine/threonine kinase regulator activity. Gene Ontology annotation, cellular component: cytoplasm; cyclin-dependent protein kinase holoenzyme complex; nucleus. Gene Ontology annotation, biological process: mitotic cell cycle phase transition; regulation of cyclin-dependent protein serine/threonine kinase activity. NCBI's taxonomy places the organism in Eukaryota, Viridiplantae, Streptophyta, Magnoliopsida, Poales, Poaceae. The record is from RefSeq and is a predicted model, not a curated record.